AUGAAGCAUGGUUUUGUGCAAAAUUAUCUUGUUUGGUAUUUGCACGGUGAAACUGAAGUGCAUGACGGAUAUGGUGAUACAGAUUUAGACAUGUCUUAUGGUUCUGACAGUGUUAAUCACCCAAAUUUCAAUCGUUUUGAGGACAUGGUCAUGGAUGCAACAAGCUAUCAUGUAAUGCAUAAUGAUACAUAUGAGAUGCCAAACUCGGCUGCACAGAAACUGUAUGAUAUGUUAAAUGCAUCUAAGCAACAACUAUGGCCUGGAUGUGAAACUCACUCCCAGUUAUCAGCUGUUUCACGUUUACUAAAUCUGAAGGCGGAACAUCAUUUCUCAGAACGGUGUUUUGAUCAGAUUUGUGAACUCAUGAAGGAGAUGUUACCGAGUGACAAUGUCAUGACGGACAGCUUUUACUCAACAAAGAGACUAGUCCGAGGAUUAGGGCUUCCUGUACAAAAGAUACACUGUUGUGUGAAUGGUUGUAUGAUUUAUUGGGAAAAUGAUAAAGAACUUACACGAUGCAAAUUUUGUGACCAUGAAAGGUUCAAACGCCUGAAACACACCUUGGGGAAAGGGAAGAGUCAAAUACCAUACAAAAAGAUGUAUUACUUCCUCAUUACACCAUGUUUGCAAAGACUUUAUGCAUCGUGUGUUACAGCUAAGUAUAUGACUUGGCACAAUGACCAUGCAACUGAGGAUGGGGUGAUGCGGUGGAGCACAGCAGGACGCACUGCAUGUCCCUACUGUAUGGAAAACACAGAUGCAUUUACAUUACGAAGGGGGGGUAAACAAACAUGGUUUGACAGUCAUCGGAAGUUCUUGCCUGACGACCACCCUUUCCGUCAAAACAAGACAUCUUUUAUUAAAAACAAAUGUGUAUUGAAGUCACCGCCGCCAAUUAGAACUGGGGAAUACUUGCUAAAAGAAAUUGAGCAAAUUGGGUUGAGGCGGGUUAUAGCCAUUGAUAGUCAUGAAAUAAAUUGUCGGCUUUCAAAGAGAACUGGUUGGCGUAAGCGGAGCAUAUUAUGGGAUUUUCCAUAUUGGUCUUCAAAUAUGAUUCGCCACAAUCUUGAUGUAAUGCACAUUGAAAAGAAUGUAUUUGAAAAUAUUUUCAAUACAGUUAUGAAUGUGGAGGGGAAGACAAAAGACAAUAUAAAAUCAAGGGAAGAUUUAAAUGAAAUUUGCAGGAGACCAGAAUUGAAGAAAGAUCCAAUUAGCCGGAAAUAUCCAAAAGCAUGUUAUUGUUUGGAUAACCAAUCGAAGAUGAUACUGUGUGAUUGGCUUAAAACACUCAAAUUCCCUGACGGAUAUGUUUCCAAUCUAGGGAGAUGUGUUGAUAGUCGGAAGCUUAGACUUUUUGGUAUGAAAAGCCACGACUGUCAUGUUUUCAUGCAACAAAUUCUUUCUAUAGCUCUCAGAGAGUUCUUACCAAAUAAUGUUUGGCAACCAAUAACAGAGCUUAGCAAUUUCUUUAGAGAACUCACCUCAACUACACUUACUAAUGGGGACAUGCAACGGUUAAAUGAACAAAUUCCUGUGAUCCUUUGUAAGCUUGAACGAGUUUUUCCUCCAAGUCUAUUUGAUUCAAUGGAACAUUUACUAGUACACCUUGCAUAUGAGGCAUUAAUUGCAGGACCAGUACAAUAUCGGUGGAUGUACCCAUUUGAGAGGUACACGUACUAA
Molecule: messenger RNA, 1680 nt
Organism: Manihot esculenta (cassava)
Lineage: Eukaryota; Viridiplantae; Streptophyta; Magnoliopsida; Malpighiales; Euphorbiaceae
Exons: 2
Coding region: 1-1680 (559 amino acids)
Source: RefSeq, a predicted model, not a curated record